AUGGUCUUGCGAUCCAUUCUUCUUGCACCAAUACUGGCUACCGCCUCUGUAGGCAGCGUCAUCGAUCUCGAUAUCAAGGUAGACCUGGGCACCCCCGGUGGCCCUUAUGAUCUGCUCUAUGACACCGGGUCAACGGACCUCUGGGUGCUGGACGGCAAGUGUACCGAUGACAAAUGUCCCAACGUGAGCGGAUACUUCCGCCACACGUACAACCUCACAUCUACAGGCAAGAGCCUAGGUCUCAAUGGCUCCAUCGAAUACAGCGGAGGUACCGUUGAGGGCUACAGCGUGUCCGACAUCCUCAGCAUCCCGGGAACCAACGUCUCCUAUCAGCAGUCCUUCCUCGUCGCCACCGACAGCACCUGGGCUGCGCUGGGCGCCGACGGAUUCCUGGGUCUCGGCUCCUCAACGAUCGCGAUCAACAACGCGACCGCCCCCUUCGAGCAGAUGAUGCAGGACGGACUGCUGGACCAGCCCCGGUUCGCUAUCUACGCGGGCAAGGGCGUCUCCACCACAUCCGAGCCCAACCCCGAGAACAACGGCGUCUUCACGCUAGGUGGAAGCCACGAGGACAUCUACGCCGACGGCGAGCUGCAGUGGCUCCAGACCGAGUCGCCCUUUAAGAUCUUCAAGACGGGCCUGUACGGCAUGCAGGGCCACAACACCACCAGCGACGGGAAGAAUCAGUCCAGUGAGCUACUCAACUGGUACGGCACUGCCAUCUUCGAUACUGGAGCCUCCUCGAUCGAAAUCCCCGAACAAUACAUCGACGAGGUCUACGCGAUGACUCCAUUCAAGUACUCGGAUCUCCUCAACGGGUACCGGCCACUGUGUUCCGAGUUCAACAAGACCUGGUCUGUCUCCUUCACCAUUGGAUUCUAUGGCGAGGCGCCCACCUUCACUCUCACCGGUGACCAGUUGGCGGUGCCCGGCUACCAGGACGAUGACCACUGCUUCCCUCCGUUCAACGCCUGGAACAGCUUCAACACGAUCUUCGGGCAGCAAUGGAUGCAGAACUUCUACAUGGUCUAUGACUUUGGGUCGUUUGAGCCUGAGUCGUAUAACAUCCGCUUGGGGAUUGCGCCGUUAAAGAAGGAGUAUCGUCAUCGGGUUUGAGUUGCGCGGAGGUUGCGCGGAAAAUACUAGGUAUAAUGAAAAGGCCGAUUCUCCGAUGAUCUUGG
Messenger RNA from Aspergillus aculeatus ATCC 16872, 1181 nucleotides. RefSeq names its product pepsin-like aspartic protease. Gene Ontology annotation, molecular function: aspartic-type endopeptidase activity. Bases 1 to 1116 code for a protein of 371 amino acids. Gene Ontology annotation, biological process: proteolysis. Gene Ontology annotation, cellular component: fungal-type vacuole. The record is from RefSeq and is a predicted model, not a curated record. The transcript is spliced from 4 exons. NCBI's taxonomy places the organism in Eukaryota, Fungi, Ascomycota, Eurotiomycetes, Eurotiales, Aspergillaceae.